This is a messenger RNA of Brassica oleracea var. oleracea, 490 nucleotides long. Its product is annotated as egg cell-secreted protein 1.2-like. The coding region runs from base 53 to 436 and encodes 127 amino acids. Gene Ontology annotation, biological process: double fertilization forming a zygote and endosperm. NCBI's taxonomy places the organism in Eukaryota, Viridiplantae, Streptophyta, Magnoliopsida, Brassicales, Brassicaceae. The record is from RefSeq and is a predicted model, not a curated record. The transcript has a single exon.
CACUCUCAUAACCCAAUCAUCACCACAAAACAAAUCCCAAAAAAAAACAAAAAUGGCUUCUAACACUUGGUUUUCCCUCUUCGCCACCAUAGCUCUUCUCCUUCUCGUCAACAUCUCCGGCAGGACACUCCCGGCGACGGCAGAUCCCAACAACAUAGCGGCAAGGCUCAACGGUGGAGGACUAAUGGAGUGUUGGGAUGCUCUCUACGAGCUCAAAUCAUGCACCAACGAAAUUGUUCUCUUCUUUCUCAACGGCGAGACCAAACUCGGCGACGGUUGCUGUCACGCCGUCGACGUCAUCACCAUAAAUUGUUGGCCGUCGAUGCUAACUUCUCUCGGCUUUACGUCUGAGGAAACCAACGUCCUCCGCGGCUUCUGCCAGUCGUCUCCAAACCACGGUGGUUCCACUCCGGCUCCUUCCCCUGUAAAACUUUGAUGUAUGCAAACCCUAAUAAUGAUGGUUUAUUUUAAUAUCGACUAAGGGAGUCUC